Zerene cesonia (dogface butterfly) is the source of this 1344-nucleotide messenger RNA. Its product is annotated as collagenase-like. The transcript is spliced from 7 exons. The record is from RefSeq and is a predicted model, not a curated record. The coding region runs from base 1 to 1344 and encodes 447 amino acids. Gene Ontology annotation, molecular function: serine-type endopeptidase activity. Gene Ontology annotation, biological process: proteolysis. Lineage: Eukaryota; Metazoa; Arthropoda; Insecta; Lepidoptera; Pieridae.
AUGAAGGUCUUCAUCGUUUUAGCAGCACUAGCUGCUCUCGCUUCAGCGAAAUAUCUAGACUUAGAUAUCGAUGAGCAGAACACAGCUUACAACUACAUGGAAAGAUUCGGGAUCCCCGAAGCAGAGAGGAUUCGCAAAGCUGAAGAAGAAUUCCUGAAGAAUUCUAGAAUUGCUGGAGGUUCCCCUGCUAACUUAGGAGAAUACCCAUACCAGGCUGGUCUGAUCUCCGACAUUACUGGCACAACCGGCCGUGGUGUGUGCGGUGGUUCCCUCCUCAAUGCUAACAGAGUGGUGACGGCUGCCCACUGCUGGUUCGACGGUAGAAACCAAGCUUGGAGAUUCGAAGUCGUCCUUGGCUCCAUCACUUUGUUCCACGGUGGUACCAGGAUUCACUCCAACAAUGUCGUCAUGCACGCUCAAUGGAACCCAAAUACAAUCCGCAAUGAUAUUGCCAUGAUCCGUCUGCCAAACAACGUCGACGCCAACAUCUCCAACAACCAAUUCUUGAGUGGCGUGAGACUGAGCGUGAUUACGAACAGCGUAUGCCGCCGCUCCUUCCCCUUCAACCUCCAGGACUCCAACAUUUGCACAAGCGGCUCCGGUGGCACCAGCACCUGCAGAGGAGACUCCGGUGGCCCUCUCGCCAUUACCAGGAACAACAGGAGAAUCUUGGCUGGAUUAAUAUCCGACAUCAUUGGUUUGACCGCAAGAGGAGUAUGUGGAGGUUCCCUCUUAAGCGCUAAUAGAGUUUUGACAGCUGCGCAUUGCUGGUUUGACGGCACCAACCGAGCAUGGAGAUUAGAAGUCGUCCUCGGUUCUAUAUUCUUGUUCACUGGUGGCACUAGGCUGCAAACUAGUGUUAUUAUGAUGCAUCCUCUCUGGAUCCCAGCACUAGCACGUAAUGAUAUCGCUGUAAUUCAUCUGCCACAAUCGGUCCAAUUUUCUGCAAACAUUGCUCCUGUUGCAUUACCAACUGCAGCGGACGCUGCGAACACAUUCUCUGGAUCAUCUGCUAUUGCUUCUGGCUUUGGCAUCACAUCUGACGGUGGAAGUAUUACUCAAAGCCAAUCCUUGAACCACGUGCGUCUUAAUGUAAUAACCAACCAAGUGUGUUCCUUUGGAUUCCCCUUCGUUAUCCAAGAUACUCAUAUUUGUACGAGCAGUAUUGGAGGUAGCAGUGUCUGCGGUGGUGACUCUGGUGGUCCUCUAGUAAUUGAAAGAAAUGGUGAACGAGUUUUGAUUGGAGUUACAUCAUUCGGAUCUACGUUGGGCUGCGCUAGUGGUGUGCCGGCUGUAUAUUCAAGAGUAACAUCGUUCUUAAAUUUCAUCAACCAAAGCUUAUAA